This is a messenger RNA of Penicillium olsonii, 1641 nucleotides long. The record is from the annotation of a GenBank genome assembly. NCBI's taxonomy places the organism in Eukaryota, Fungi, Ascomycota, Eurotiomycetes, Eurotiales, Aspergillaceae.
AUGAGCACAUUUGCAACCCACAUCGUUCAAGUCCUCGAAGAUUUCGGAUGCACCAAGGCAUUCGGUGUCUCAGGCGGCUAUGUAUUCCCUCUAUGGCAUUCUUUGGAGUCAUCUGAGAUCCAGGUGUACCAUUGUCGCAGUGAGGGCGGUGCAACAUUUUCAGCGAUGGAGCACUCGUUACACACCAAUACCCCAGCAGCAGUAUUUGUGACAAGUGGCCCGGGGCUCACCAAUGCCCUGACAGCACUCAGGAGUGCCCGUGCUGAUGGAGCAAAGGUCAUUCUUUUGUCCGCGAUCACGACAGAAACAGAGCAGGACCCGACCAAGAUGCAAGAAACGUCACCGUCAUUUGUGAAGGCUGUUACCGGAGAGUCCCCUCAACUCCCGUUCAGUUGCAGCUUCGUCAUGCGUAAUCACCAUGACUUUAAGAAGCUGCGAAAUGAGCUGGAAACUCUUUGCUCGGGCGAAUCAAACACGCUGGGCGUCUUUCUUUCACAGAAGACACAGCUGUCAUUUAUCACAGUGGAUAAGAACCUGUGCCAGAAUAGGAUUGUUUCAUCCCCCAGUGAUCCGAAUCUUCCCCGGUGGAUUCAAAUGAUUCGAUCCAAGCUCCAACGCCGGAAAUUCGUCAUUUGGGCAGGUUAUGGUGCAAAAAGAUCGGCAAACCAUCUCCUUGAGCUAGCCGAAGCCUACGAGACACCGGUCAUGACCACUCCACGAGCGAAGGGUGUGUUUCCAGAAGCACACCCAUUGUCAUGGGGCUGUACUGGAAUCGGCGGCAACAUUGAGGGGGAUCUUCAGGAUGCUGGAAGUGACUGGGGCGUGAUAGUAUUAGGCUCUCGCUUAGAGGACAUGAGUUCGUCAUUCAUUCAACUAGGAUGGAACGAGCGGGAAAUAAUUGCUGUGACGAAUGAGCCACAACGAAUCAGGCGAAAUUUGCCAUCAAACGCCCUGAUCAUCGAAACAGAUAUUGUUGCGCUUCUUUCCGGUCUCGCCGGUGCUGUCAAUGCCCCAAAACUCCCGAAGUUUUCUUUGAAGCCGUACAGCAUUCUUCGGGAAAAGGCUUCUUCGGAUGGGAUUCAUCCAGUAUCAGUCAUGUCUGCGGUUCAAAAAAUCGCCGUGGACAAACACGGCUACUUCGUCAUCGCGGAUAUUGGAAACACGCUCUGCUGGACUACCCGCUAUCUCAAAUUCAACAUGCCCGGGGUCUUUCGUGUCAGCACACACGAUGCCACAAUGACGCAUGCUGCAUGUGGGGCUUUGGGGAUUGGAUCGAACAAUACUCCGGUCAUUGCCAUCGUCGGCGACGGCGCAAUGAUCAUGCAGAAUGAGCUGAGCACGGCGGUUCAGCAUCGACUACCAAUUAUAUGGCUCGUGAUGAAUGACAGUCGGUACAACAUGUGCGAGCAAGGGUUCAAUAUCGAUGGGGCGAAGGUUCCCGAUUGUUCUAUUCCGCUUGUCGAUUUCGCAAAGUAUGGAGCCGCGCUGGGGGCAAGGGGACUGAGUGUGGAAGUUGACGAGGACAUAGAUGAGGCACUCCAUCGCGCUAUCUCGUGGAAGUCUCCAACUGUGAUCGAUGUCAGAAUUGAUGGCAACAUUCCGGCCCCUAUCGGAAGCCGCCUCAAGGCUCUCCCAUCUUAA